This is a messenger RNA of Spodoptera littoralis (African cotton leafworm), 2265 nucleotides long. NCBI's taxonomy places the organism in Eukaryota, Metazoa, Arthropoda, Insecta, Lepidoptera, Noctuidae. The record is from the annotation of a GenBank genome assembly.
AUGGCGGUGAAAAAGCACGAACUGGUUCAUGACAAUCGAAAUCAAUUGGAUCUGCUGGCAUUGGAACAAUACAUUCAACUGAUGAAUGAUCAGACAGACUAUAUGCCUCCACCACCUCAAGAACUCGUGAAAAACUGUCAGGACAUUGUCAAAUGUCUUGCUCGUGCAUCUGGCAAUGAAGAGCAGAUGUGGAGUCUGUUACAAACUGUGGAAGAAUAUUUGCUUCGAAUUGUGAACACAGUUCACAGUAGUAUUCGUCACGAAAUUGUAACAGCAAUUCUUGACAAAUUCUACACGUUCAUCUCCGAUCCUCAAUCGGACGCUUAUCCUGCCGUAUCUGUGGUCCUUAUCGUGCUAGACUGCUCUGACGCAGAGGGUAAUUUAUCAGCUGCUCGCUGGCUAGUACAGCAGGAAGAUAACGGUCCGGCAGGAGCAGGUCUGAGAGCUUCUCUGUCUUGCCUCUAUUGCUGGCUACACGAGUGGCACGGUACUCCUGCAUUAGGAGAUUGGGUAUUGGCUUUUAUAAAAGCCUUAGAGGAAAAUGAACGCUUUGACAUCUUGAUUGAGGUAUCGGUAGAUAACUUGGGUCGCCUUUUCUUAGCUUUGAACGACCCUGUAUCACUCCGACAGUCUGUAGCCGAGGUGAUUUUCCACGUGUUGGCGGCACUCCGUGAAUCUACUGAGGCUUUUGAUAGGAUUGCACCCCACGUUGGUCGUGUUUUGGCUAAUCUUGCCAACGAUAGCGGUCAGUGGAGCCGUCAGCUUCUACAAAACGUUGUUGACAUUCUAACAGCUACAGUCGGCGGACAUGUCGAUGCUUUAAAAGGCGAUGCUCAGGAUAUGUUUAAAGACAAAUAUGAUGAUGUGAUUUUAUGCUUGGAACGACAUAUGGCCUCUCGUGGUAGCCGCUAUCUGCAGCAACACCCUUGGCGCGCUCGUAACGUUUGCUUGACCAGUGUAAGCACACACGCACCAAUGAGGAAGGUGGGGCUCCUGAACCUUGGCAACACCUGCUACAUGAACAGCGUCGUGCAGGCUCUGCUUGUCACCAGACAAUUUAGCACUCACGUUGUGCUGAAAAUGACCGCUGUGCCGUAUUGGGCGAAGAUGGCCACCCUGUUCGGCAAGAUGAUGCACUCCAUCACUACCAAACUGAACCCGGACGAGUUCUUUGCUGUGGUGAAGCCACCAUUCUUCACCAGGGACAACCAACACGACAGCUCCGAGUUCUUGGGAUAUUUGUUUGAGCUGCUGCAGUCCUAUGAGCACUGCUCUGAUCUGAACUUCGAUUACACUCGCCCAGCUGUGCUGUCCAGCCACAGCCGUCUGCGUAUAGUGUCACAGACAACUCCACAGGCUGCACAGUCUACAAGUACCGAUGUCAAUGACAACAAUAAUGGGGAGCCCGGACCCAACCGCCGUUCAGUAUCGCCCCGCCCCAGUAGCAGUGCUGCUGGAUCGAGCUCCGGUGCACAUAAGCGCUCAAGCACAGAGAUGGACAACACCCUUCCAAAGAAACGGCUCCGUAUGUAUGAGUCUGCGUUCCUCCGACGCGACUCUUUCAUUGACAGAAUGUUUGGCGGAGUCCUGCUUACUCGUGUAGAGUGCACCGAGUGCCACUCGUCGUCACUCUCCCGUGACGUGUUCCGUGAUCUGCAGCUAGCGUUCCCUGACAAACCAGAAGGCUGGCAACACAACGUACAGAGCCUGCUCGAGUAUUACUGCUCCAAAGAGAGCCUAACAGGCGAGAAUCAGUACCAGUGCCGUGACUGCGGAGUGCUACGUGACGCUGAAAGAAGCGUGCUCAUCGAAACCACUCCCAAGUACCUGAUUCUCGUGCUUAAGAAUUUCAAAUUUGACCCGAAGCUCCAAGUCCAGACGAAACUGAUGCACUCAAUGUAUCACAACCACACCAUCACAUUGCCGACGGUCCGAUCUCAGGCUGUACACGCCUCCUACACCCUAUACGCGGCCGUCAUACAUGCUGGAACAACUCUUGAUUCGGGCCACUAUUACACUCUGGCCAAAGACAACGACCAGUGGAAUAUGUACAACGACGACGUUGUCACGACGUCGGACGAAACCCAACUCAAUGGUUUGAACCGCUCGAGUACGCCCUACAUCUUGUUCUACAGGCGCACAGACAUUGAAGAGGGCACAGCUCCCUCUAUGGAAGAGCUUCCCCCUAAAGUGCAGGAGACCGUGAUGUCUCACAACAAGCAGUACGUCGAGACUGUCCGGAAAAUGCGUCUAGCGCGUCCAUGA